GUUUAGCUCACACUGACGUGCUGUGCUGCUGGAGGCGCCUGUGUGCACAGCCAUGGAUGGUGUGUUGGAGGGAGCGGCUGUGGUGUGUGUGUGUAAACUGGCCUGCAGUCUUCUCUUCCUGCCCAUGGUCACUGCUUCUCUAAGUGCAGUCAGCUUCUGCUGCAACUGCCUGCUGCUCUUCACAGACCUCGUAGUCACAACUAUCCUGGUUGUCCUCUGGUUUGCAGACCCCUGGCUACCUCAGUUUUCCAUAUCCACUGAUGUCAUCGCCCUGCGCUUCCUGCUCUUCCUCAGCCACACCUACUGGGCGGUGCUGCUGAUGACCACUCCUCUUGUUGCUGUGGAGACUGCCAUGAAGUUGCAGUGGCUCCAGGUCCAUGGUGGUGGAGGUAGAGCAGUGGAUGGAGACGCAGACGAACAGAGUAAAACUCUGGGCUCUAAAGCUCCUGCACCUCACAACAGUGUGACAGUGGAGGUAGAGAAUGGGCAGAGCAGGGUAACAGACACCCAGAGAGGAGGGAGAGAGGACCAGGAAAAGUGUCUGUCCCACAUCAUAUACUUCCUCUGCUGUCUGCUGGUGUGGGUUCUCUGUGGCAUCUGUGGGGGUCAGAGCUGGAGUCUUUGGGUGAAGGUCUGCAUGGAGAGGACCAGCUCCCUCACUCUGUGCCUUCCCAGCCUCCCCAACAACGUCCUGUCUGCUCUGAGUGAGCCCUGCUUGACCGUGACCUUGGCCCUCCUGCUGGUGUUGACGGUGGGCUUGGGCCUGCUCAGACGACACCUGGCCCACACAGAGACGGACCCACACACACCCCCAACGACAUACAAGGAGGAACAUGGCACUGACAUUCAACUGCCCGUACAAACAUUCCCUGCGCCAUGUAAGGCUGUGAACCCUGUGAUGUCAGCGGUGUCAGCCAUACAGUCUGUUGACCCAGAGACAACAUGGUCCAGAUGCUCCCUUCACAGCCCAUGUUCCGGGGAAAACAUACAGCUGUCACUGGCUCACCAUGGAUACCCUGUCGACUUAUCGCGGGAGUGUUUGUCAGUAGACAGACUACAGGAACACAAAGAGACAAAAGGACUGGGAGACAUGCCUCUCAGUACUACUGUGGAGGAACACACAGACUCUACCUACAAGAGCCAGUGUGGGCUGGGGCUGGGGCAGUGGGGCUUUCCCUGCCUGGGGGUAAACGUAAUGACAGGGUUUGUGUGUCUGCUCACCGUCUGUGUGUUACCUCUAAAUCUCAGUGUGAACAUCCUACUGAUCAGGCACAUAGAGACAAUGCUGGAGUGGAGUUUGAAGAUCUUAUUGUUUGUACCCAAAGAAGCCACAGACAACAGACGGCUCUCCCAGUCAAUGUAACACCGGCAUAAAGUCAGUGUACUGGACAAUAAACCUGGAUGGGGUAGUGUUAGAUACUAAGGUGUGGUUUGGGAAUGGGAUUGUGUUGAGAGGGAUUAAUUAGGUAUUGUCCGGUGGUGGGAUCAGAUGAAUAUUACAUGUAGACAGCUGGUCUACCUGUCAAUGAUAUAAAGUAAACAAUUCCCCUUUUGACUGUGACUGUCUAUUCAUGCGUGCCGAGUGAUCUCUGGGAAGCUGCUGAGGAGUGCUGAAAAGGCAGGUUGAGGCUUGCUUGCCAGAUCUAUAGACAUGCAACCUAAUAAUUAGUUUGCUAAAACAGUAUUGGAAUACAGUAACAGUACAUGGGGGUUCAGUUAUCUGGGGUGUGAUUGAGAUUAGUUUGAUUGGGGAUUAUCUGACUUCACCUUACCACAGCAAAAGGUAAGUGAUUAUAAUGUACACUUACCAAAAAGUGGCUCUCAACACUACUGCCGUUGGGCUGUAGCUAAGUAUAAAAGAACAACAAAGCUUUCUCUUUACUCAGGGGUUUACAGUCCAGGAAUUAGAUUCCACUUGAUCACAGGCACAGCUGGGAGCUGAAUAACAUCUGAGACACAUACAGGAACCAGGGAAAUGAUAUAUAUAAACCCUGUUCCGUCCCCUGCCUCACAUCGCAGACAUAUGCUACAUACCUCCUAACAUCAGGUUCAAAUGUCUCCAGAGAGGAUCCUUUUUAUUUUAUUUUACCAGGUAAGUUGACUGAGAACACAUUCUCAUUAACAGCAACAACCUGGGGAAUAGUUACAGGGGAGAGGAGGGGGGAUGAAUGAGCCAAUUGGAAAAUUGGAGACACUGAUAUUACCCAGGCCAACACCAGAGGGCAGCCUGCAGCCAGCAACAACCCCAGGCAGCUCACAACGUAGAGACCUCCGAAGCUCCCAGGCUAGAAUGUGUAUUCUAUACAGUACAUUAAAACAAGAGCUGGAGGGGAUUUCUUUGAACAAAGGAGUAACGUUUAGGUUGUGCUCCCCUUGAGAGAGCCAGAGGGCAAACACUGAGUCAACAGCAGGUAGGCCUAAUUAGCUACAUCUUCCCUGCUGCCAAAGUAUUCAGACCUGUACAGACAGAUACAGCGCAGAAUAAUGAUUCAGCCAGGAGCCCAGAACAAAAUGAGGCUGAGCUCACUCUCUAAACUCUCUGACACUGGAUGUAGAUUGGUAU
Molecule: messenger RNA, 2563 nt
Organism: Coregonus clupeaformis (lake whitefish)
Lineage: Eukaryota; Metazoa; Chordata; Actinopteri; Salmoniformes; Salmonidae
Exons: 3
Coding region: 53-1363 (436 amino acids)
Source: RefSeq, a predicted model, not a curated record